ACCUAUCAAGCCCUGUUUCUCGAGCUGAACGCUACUUUUCACAAAACCAUGCACGAUCGGCCUCUUUGUCGGGCAUGACGGUUCCUAAGGAUCGAUCGCAUGCUGAGGAAGCAGAAGGAAAAAAGGAAGUCGAAGAAGAACCCGAACUAGACAUUGAUAUUGCGAAGGCCUAUUGCGAACUAACUGAAGACACAAUCCGGAUUUUUCCCAGCCAGAAACUAGAAGCCAUGAUGGGUGAACUGACUCGACUUCAACGCCAAGCAUCUGAAUAUCUGGGCUAUCUUUUAGAUCAACGAGAGCAACUUAUGAUGGAUGCAGAAACUUAUAAUGAUCUGAUCAGUUGUAUCGUUGGGCAUGCUCAACGACUAAGAGAGCAGCAUGUAGGAAAAGAUUCCAGUCCGGCUAUGGUGAAGAAGAAGAAGACAGGAUUAACUAUGUCUCUUAUGAGACGCAAACCGACAAAUGGCCCGGCUUCAUAUGGCACAUCAAUGGGAGGUGGUGUAGUGGGUGUUAAGCAAUCAACAGGAACACAAAAGAAACCAAUGUCAGCAGCUGAAGGAAGGCGAUCGAUGUGAAGAAUUAAUUAAACUUUAUAUAUAUUCUUCUUCUUCUUUUGUUAAUGGUAUUUAUGUACAAUGCGUUUUGGACAAUCAUAUAAAGUAGAAAUAUAUUUCCUCAAGCUUUGGUAGAGU
Molecule: messenger RNA, 692 nt
Organism: Phycomyces blakesleeanus NRRL 1555(-)
Lineage: Eukaryota; Fungi; Mucoromycota; Mucoromycetes; Mucorales; Phycomycetaceae
Exons: 2
Coding region: 75-575 (166 amino acids)
Source: RefSeq, a predicted model, not a curated record